Messenger RNA from Monodelphis domestica (gray short-tailed opossum), 4645 nucleotides. RefSeq names its product roundabout guidance receptor 4 (gene ROBO4). NCBI's taxonomy places the organism in Eukaryota, Metazoa, Chordata, Mammalia, Didelphimorphia, Didelphidae. Gene Ontology annotation, molecular function: protein binding. The record is from RefSeq and is a predicted model, not a curated record.
AAAGAAAGAAAGAAAGAAAGAAAGAAAGAAAGAAAGAAAGAAAGAAAGAAAGAAAGAAAGAAAGAAAGAAAGAAAGGAAGGAAGGAAGGAAGGAAGGAAGGAAAUAAACAGUGAUGCUCAUAUGAACUCUUCUUCUAAGCCCCUCCUUACCUUGUAAUGUAGUAGUGGAAAAAAACUAAACCUUAAUUAAGGAAGUGGCAACAACAAAAUUUGCAGGGGACAGGCAAUGGAGUUUUCAACAAAAUUAGUAGCAUACUUAAGGAUUCCAAAAUGAAGAAUUUGGAAGACACUUGUAUCUCUUUUAUUGAUCCAAUUCAUCUAUCCCUUUGUAUUUCUCCUCUCUGUCUCUGUUCCUUUUAUUCUUGGUCUGAGUCUAAUGCCAGCCAGGUGUAUAGAUCCUGUAAAAGAGAGUUAAGAGAAUAAUAGGUAACGAGUUGUUAGAAACUCUUCUGCCAAGACCCCAGAAAUUAGCCUUGGCCUCCCCACAGCCAAUUCCAGGAAAUGACUGAGAUUCCAGACCUGGGAGGAAAAGAGUCAUAAGCAAAAGCUCUGUUUAUUUCUAGGAGAAAAAAUAGUCUCUGUGAAGGGGAACAGAAGGGAAAAAGGGUAAAGGGGUCGUUAGGAGCUAUUUCAUCUCCGGCAGAGAAGACAUAAGGCAUUAAACUAUAACUAUAUAGAUUGUACCCCAUCCAAGUCAAUGGAUCUCCCCACUCAACCAUUUCUACCUAUUCCUGGUCUUUCCCUGGAAGCCUGGAGUCUGGAAGUCACACAAAAACAUACCCAUCUGCCCCUUCCCUAACCCAACUCCCAUAUAGCUCCACCAAAUUCUUCACAUUUUGAUAUUAUGUCCCUGCCAAUCUCCCUGCUAUGGCACCAUGAGGCCAUGCUUCUGAUGUCCUCCCUCCCUUCAGCCUCCAAAAGAGGUCACGUAGGGAACAAUGGGGUGUGGUUUAUGAUUCAAGGACUUCAAGAAGAAUACUGUUUAGAGGACUAAGGUUAAAAGAUUAAUGAUCACUGAAUUAAAGAAUUUCAGAAUGGAAAGGGACAUCAGUUUCCAAUAACCCAUACCCAGAAGAGCCCCCAUUACAAAAUGUAUAUCAGGUGAUCAGCUAUUCUCCUUGAAGGCCUUCAGUGAAGGAGAACUCCUAAUUUCCUAAGCAGCUUGUUCUGUUUUUAUAUAAUUUUAACUAGGAUUUUUUUUCCUUGACAUCAAACCUAUUUGUCUUUUUGCAACUUCCACUCAUUAUUCUUAAUUCUGCCCUCUUGGAGUUAAGGUUAACAUUAGAAUUAGUGGAUUUGGAUUGGGGGGUUGGGGGGAGGCAGGCAAGCCAAGGCAAAGACCAGAGCCAGGUAUAAGAGCAAGUCUAAAGGAUCAAGGUUAGAGAAUUUGACUCCUGUCUCUUUCUUUAGUACUUCCAAGGAGAUUAGUCCCCGUAACUGGGCCAGGCAGGAAGCAACGAUUUCCUCAAUGCUGCUUCCCUCUUAGGACAGGAUUUAUGGUCACAAACAACUGGUGCCCUGCCCAGCCAUCCUCCUCCCUUUCCUCUCCCCCCCUCCCUCAAUGAGCUCAGAGCAGCUGAACGCACUGCAUGGGACAGAAGGGUCUAAUAGACCCUGGGGUCCUUUGGGCCUUGUGUGGAGAACUGAGACCAGGAAUGAACCCAGAAAGAAUGAGAGUCCCAGAGACCGGUUUGUCCUUGUCUUUACUGCUCCUGUUUAUCACAGAAUCUCUGGUCCUGGCUGAGCCCGUGGAGCUGCUGGUGAUGCAUGUCCAACUGGAAAAUGUGACUCUUUUCCCUACUGACCAAAUACCUGGCCCAGUUGUAUGGCUGAGUUGGAAGGUGAGUGGUCCUGCUGCUCCUGCAAAGGUCUAUAAAGUCCUGUUCCGGGCCCGGCAAUCUGCAGCAGGGGAGGUAGCAGGGCAGCCAGAUGGCCAGUGGAGUGAGUCCUUGCUGAUGGGUAGGCAGAGUGCAGAACUUCGGGGCCUUAGCUGGGGCUACGAUUAUGAAUUUAAGGUGAGGCCAUCUUCUGGUUCAGCCCAAGGCCCUGACAGCAACAUUCUCAUCUUGAGGUUGCCAGAGCAAGUGCCCAGCGCCCCACCUCAGGCUGUUACCCUGACCCCUGGAAAUGGCAGUGUCCUGGUGAGCUGGGAUCCACCUCCAUCUGAGACUCACAAUGGCAUUAUCCGUGGCUACCAGGUCUGGACCCUGGGCAAUGCCUCACUGCCCCGUGCCAACUGGAGCGUGGUUGGUGGUCGUACUCAGCUGGAGAUUGUAACUGGAAUGCCUGGUUCCUAUUGCAUUCAGGUGGCAGCAGUCACUGGAGCUGGAGCUGGGGAGCCCAGCAGUCCUGUCUGCCUCUCCUUAGAGAAGGCCCUGGAACGAGCUGCACGAGAUUCUGUGGGCCUGGGUCCCCCAACCCUGGAGCAGCUUCAAGCAGCCCUGCGCCGGCCAGAGGUGAUCGCUAGUGGUGGGGCUGUGCUCUGGCUGCUGCUGCUGGGGGCUGCAGUUUGUAUUCACCGCCGGCGCAAGGCCAGAGCCCACCUGGGCAUGGGUCUGUACAGAUACACCAGUGAAGAUGCCAUUCUUAAACACAGGCUAGACAGAAGUGACUCUCCCUGGCUGGCAACCACAUGGCGAUCCACCUCUGGCUCUCGGGAUCUCAGCAGCAGCAGCAGCCUUAGCAGCCAACUGGGAGGAGACACUAGGGAUACAUUAGACUGUCGGCGGUCCUUGAUUUCCUGGGAUCCUCGAAGCCCUGGUGUCCCUCUUCUCCCAGACACCAGCACCUUCUAUGGCUCUCUUAUGACUGAGAUGUCCAACGGCCCUCUUAUUCCCCCAGGCCCCAGGGCCCCACCUAUGAGGAGGCUUCCACCUCAGCUGGCUAGGCUCUCCAAUCCCUGGCCUAGUUUGGACAGUCUCUGCAAUGCUCCAAGAAUACCUUCUUCCCAUCUCUCCUUGACUCCUACAGAAGCCUGGAGAAUAGUAAAGAAGCAGGAGCUUCAUCAGGCUAAUAGUUCUCCUCUGCUCCGUGCCAAUCACCCCAUGGGGCAUUGGGCCUGUGAGCUGGCUGGUGCAAAGGACUUCAAGAACAUUUCCCAAGUCCCAGGAGCUGUACCCCGUACUCUGGCUGCCUGGCGUGCCAUUGGACCACAACUUCUCAACCCCAGGAAUGAGUUGGCUUCAAGGCCCCUCCCCCCAGCACCCCCUUCUCCUAUCGGAGGGGCUUCCAAUAAAGGCCAACAGAAUCAAUCAGGUAAGGACUUCAUGGAGCCUCAGAUUCCAUCCUCCCUGCCCCUAGCGGCAGCCAUCUCUCCCAAACCUCCCAGCCCCUUGGCUUCCUCCUCCCUCUCUGGCCCCAGCCCAACCUCUAGCCGCCUGUCUAGCUCUUCAUUGUCCUCCUUGGGAGAAGAAAGGGAUAAUGUGCUGACCCCUGAAGAUGUGGCCCUGUGCCUGGAGCUCAGUGAGGAUGAUGAUGAGACCCCGAGGAACAGUGGUACUCCUGUCCGAAGGGCCCCAUCACCACCCACCAGCUAUGGCUAUAUCAGCAUCCCAUCAGCCUCUGGAUUAGGGGAGGGGAAUGCAGGUGGACUGGGACCAGAGGGAGGCAUUUUGCUAUGUCCACCCCGACCCUGCCAUACUCCUACACCCAGUGAAGGUUCUCUGGCAAAUGGUUGGGGUUCAGCCUCAGAGGACAAUGCCUUCAGUGCCAGGGCCAGCCUUGUCAGCUCCUCCGAUGGUUCUUUUCUUGCUGAUGCCAACUUUGCCCAUGCCUUGGCUGUGGCUGUGGAUAGCUUUGGCUUUGGCCUGGAGUCCAAGGAUCAUGACUGUGUCUUCAGCGACUUCUCUCCACCUCCUUCACCUCAAGAUGACUUUGCCCUUACUUCUACCCUGACCCUGCCAGCAUGGGAGUGGAGUUCAAAUUGGAUUGAAGAGAUGGAGAAUAAAUACAGUCAUCAGUUAUGUAGGAGGCUACCUUCUUCUCCCCCAGAGAUAGAGAAGGGUCCAUCCCAAGGGAGGCAUAAGACUGGCCCUUUUGUGCCUAAAACCCAUGACUCUUGAUUGGGAUACUGAAGUCCCUAGAAAUGGUGUGGAAGCUGCUGCCGAUCUGCCUUCAAGUAUAGGGACAUGGAUGUUUAGAGUCUCUCCAGUGUUCUUCCACUUUCUGUGACUCAAGAUGCAUCCCCUUUUCAGGGGUUCAACAGAGAUUUUCUCCUCUCCUGGGAUUGAGGAAAUAGAAACACACAACUGGAGUCCCUUAGGGGUCAGGGAGUAACUGCAUUCCUAACCAUGCUUUCUAGUCUGGUCCCUGAAUCUAGACAUCUCUGCUGGAGAAAUAGACUCUCCUGUAUUUGCCCUUUGGAUCAGAGUAGUGAGUAAAAUGAGUUUCUUUUGUGGAACACAAUGAAGGACUAUUGGGUUAGAGGGAAGAAUGGAUCAUCUCAGACCUUCACUUCAUUUCCAUAGAUCCUCACUGCCUCCUUCCUACUGGCACCGCAGGUAACAUCGUUUUUCCUUCCCAGGGCCUUGGGCCACCCUCCCUAGUCAAACCGUGUUCUCUCUCCCUUUCCUUUCAGACCUCACCUCCCAUAUCACCCCCACCCCCACCCCGCCCCAAGUGUAAAUAAAGAGAAAUAUUGCCUGAA